Nestor notabilis (Kea) is the source of this 204-nucleotide messenger RNA. RefSeq names its product granzyme F-like. The record is from RefSeq and is a predicted model, not a curated record. Gene Ontology annotation, biological process: proteolysis. The transcript has a single exon. The annotation marks the transcript as partial. Lineage: Eukaryota; Metazoa; Chordata; Aves; Psittaciformes; Psittacidae. Gene Ontology annotation, molecular function: serine-type endopeptidase activity.
CUGCAAAGGCCCCUUUCCCUGGGGACCCCACAGAAAGCAGCGGGUUUCUCCUCCUCCUCUUCGCAGGGUGAUGCUGGGAACCCACUGGUCUGCAACAACAAAGCCUACGGCAUCUUCUCCUACCGGUACCACAACUGGCCGGGGUUCUACACACACAUCGCUCCCUUCCUGCCCUGGAUCAACAGCGUCAUGAAGUCGUCGUGA